AUGGCAAUGUGGUACUCGCUCGGCAUCGCGUUCUUCGCAGCCAUCGGUACAUUCUUGUUUGGCUUCGAUACCGGCAUCGCGACAACGACAAUCGCCCACCAAAGCUGGAUUGAUUACAUGAACAAGCCCUCAAAUGGCCUGACCGGCGCGGUGGUUGCGGUGUAUAUCGCAGGUGAGGCAGGCGGCGCCUUAACACAGACGUUUAUCGGAGAUAAAUUGGGCCGUAUCCGGUUUAUGCAACUGAUGUGUGUGAUCGUGACAAUCGGCACGGUCAUCCAGACGGCGUCCGUGAAUAUCGGCAUGUUCCUGGCGGGCCGGGUGUUGGCUGGAUAUGCUGUCGGAGGCAUGGUUGCCACGGUCCCGAUAUACCUCAGCGAAAUCUCCGAUCCCCGCUUCCGCGGCCUGAUUGGCGGUAUCUCGGGCUGCGGCAUCUCAUUCGGCACCAUGGCAUCCAACUGGGUCGGGUUCGCGUGCAGCUAUGCGCCGUACGGACCGGUCCAGUGGCGCUUGCCGCUAGGCAUCCAGAUCCCGUGGGGAGUGGUGAUGUUCGUGGGCUUGGCGACGUUUAUGCCGAACUCGCCGCGGCAGCUGAUCCGCAGUGGGAAGAUCGAAGAGGCGCAGUCUGAGUUUGCACGGAUUCGCCGGGGCCUGCAUUCGCUUGAGGUGCAGGAAGAGUUUGCGCUGAUGCAGGCACAGAUUGAGUAUGAGAUGGAGCGGGAGAUUACCUCGUAUAAGGAGAUUUUCCGGUUGUUCCGGCACCGAGUGCUUGUGUCGAUUGCCGUGCAGACAAUGACGAGUUUGACGGGUGUCAAUGUGAUCCAGACUAACCUUCCUCUCCUGCUAGCCAUCCUCUAUAAAUCUCUGGGGAUCGACUCACAUUCUAUUCUCGCCUUGGCAGCGGUCUACGGCACCGUGGCCUUUCUGUCCAAUGCCAUCACUACCAAAUAUAUGACGGACCAGUGGGGCCGCCGCAAGAUGCUGAUCACGGGUCUCGCAGGCAUCGUGCUCAUCGAGAUCUAUGCUGCUGUCAUGCAGCGCGAGUUCCAGAAUACCGAGAACCGUGUCGGCAAGGGAUUUGCAAUCCUGGGGAUCUAUCUGUUUGUGGUCUGCUACUAUGGUAUGCUGAACAGUACAACGUGGCUGUAUGGUGCCGAGGUUCUGCCUAUUGCGCUGCGCAGCAAGGUGAUGGGUCUCGCGGCGGCGUCUCACUUCAUCGUCAAUGUGGCUAUUACUGAGGCCGGACCCAGUGCGUUCGCCAACAUCCACGAGAACUACUACUACGUUUUCGUCGUGUGCUCUGCCGUUUUCCUGGUCAUUGCAUAUCUGUAUUUCCCGGAAACCAAGCAAAAAACACUUGAGGAGGUCGCCGCGGCCUUUGGCGACCGUGUCGUCCUGGCUGACGAUGGGCCCAAGCGCACCUCGACGGCAGGCAACGCUGACCACAUUGAGUCUGCUGGCGAAGCGGCGUAA
This is a messenger RNA of Penicillium macrosclerotiorum, 1470 nucleotides long. RefSeq lists its product as uncharacterized. Gene Ontology annotation, cellular component: membrane. The coding region runs from base 1 to 1470 and encodes 489 amino acids. NCBI's taxonomy places the organism in Eukaryota, Fungi, Ascomycota, Eurotiomycetes, Eurotiales, Aspergillaceae. The transcript has 11 exons. Gene Ontology annotation, biological process: transmembrane transport; carbohydrate transport. Gene Ontology annotation, molecular function: carbohydrate:proton symporter activity. The record is from RefSeq and is a predicted model, not a curated record.